UACUCAAUAGCUCCUGCGCGUUCCAUUGGUGCGCUGUCGCCUUUCCCUUCAGGCUCUCGCGGGGCUGCUUUGUGAAGAUGGCGGCCGAACUAGUGGAAGCGAUGAACAUGGUGAAGAGUUUUCGGGUGUCUGACCUGCAGACGCUGCUGGCCUCUAUGGGGCGCAGUAAAAGUGGGUUAAAGCAGGACCUUGUGGGGCGAGCUUUGAGACUGGUGCAGACGGAAUACAGCCCGGAGCUGCUGAAGAAUGUCCGACAGCUCUACGAAACGCGCUUUCCCAAAGCACCUGUAUGGGUGGCUGCACGUCGCCCGGAGGGGAUACCACCAGUGUCCUAUCCAACGAUCAACUCAUCCCCACGAAGCACAGCCCAGGGCACAGACUACCUCAAUGGCAUGCCCAAGCUGGCUGCUCCACCAGCAGCUGAAGUUAAACUAGUGCCCUUGCCGUUUUAUCACAACUUAGAAACGUUGUUGCCACCAACAGAGCUAGUUGCACAGAAUAGUGAGAAACUACAGGAUAGUCAGUGUGUUUUUGAGCUAACACAGAGCCAGAUAGACCAGAUCCGAAACUCCAGUGAACUUCGCCCAGGAGUAAAAUCAGUCCAGGUGGUUCUUAGAAUCUGUUACACCGACUCCAUUGGUGUCCAGGAGGAUCAGUACCCUCCCAAUAUUGCUGUCAAAGUGAAUCAGUCAUACUGUCAUGUUCCCGGUUAUUAUCCUUCCAAUAAACCAGGUGUGGAGCCUCGUCGUCCCUGUCGCCCUAUAAACAUCACCCCGUGGCUUCAUCUCUCGACAGCCACCAACAGAGUCACUAUCACAUGGGGCAACUUUGGAAAGCGGUAUUCUGUGGCUGUGUACCUGGUGAGGGUCUUCACAUCUGCAGAGCUCUUCAACCAACUUAAGCACUGCUCAGUCGAGAGCGCCGAGCGAUGUCGUGAACGCAUUCAAGACAAGCUACGUUUCGAUCCAGAGAGCGAGAUUGCCACUACAGGACUGAGGGUGUCUUUGAUCUGUCCACUGGUAAAGAUGCGUUUGGGAGUGCCAUGCCGGGCACUCACCUGCGCUCACUUGCAGUGUUUCGAUGCCGUCUUCUUCUUGCAAAUGAACGAGAAGAAGCCCACAUGGACGUGCCCUGUGUGUGACAAACCUGCUCCAUUUGAGCUGCUCACCAUUGAUGGAUUGCUUUCUGAAAUCCUGAAGGAGACUGAAGAUGUGGAGGAGAUUGAGUAUUUGACUGAUGGCUCAUGGAGACCAAUCAGAGACGACAAGGAAAAGGAUAGGGAGCGGGAAAAUAACCACACUCCAGAGUAUCCGGUUGUGGAUAUAUGUGUUCCUGAGACGAAUGGCCACUCCCCAGCACACAGCAGUACAAGCCAGACAGGACGAUCUGCAUCGGGCGCCUCGGCAGCAGGCACAGGUGGUGCCAGUGCACCUUCAGGUGGAGGGGCAGUAGUGGACCUUACGCUGGAUGACUCCUCAGAUGAGGAAGAGGGUGGAGGGGGGGCUGGGGACAGCGAGGACACAGAGGACAGCCAGGACAGCCCAGCACCUAAGAGGGGCCGAUACGAUUAUGACAAAGAUCUUGUCACUGCAUACUGAAACGGGCUGCAGAUUACGGACAGUGGGAGAGGGGAUAUGGGUUCAUUUCUCUCCUAAAACACAUUUUCCCAAAAUACUCAAACAUAAGAACAUGUGCACAAACUGUUGACCUCUGGAGCAGGUGGGCAUCCUCAUGACACCACUGGAAAUCCUUAGAUGCCCACCAAAGCCAUCCUCUUGUCUUCUCCACAACAUCUUAAUACUGUUUUUUCCCUUUAAAUAACUAUGGAGGAGUUAUAAACCACCUUUGAUUCUUUCUCUUCCGUCUCCCAUACACUUUGUAUUUCCAGCCCAAACCACUUAGCCUCAUAGUCACUAUAGGCAUUUUAGCUUUCACCAUAGACAAGCUCUGUGAGGAGAUGCUUAAAAAGAUUUAUUGUCAGCAAUAGAAGGUCAAAACCAGUAGUGACUUAUACAAACUGCAAGUUAGAUUAAAAAGAAACCUUAAAUAUGAAUAAAAAAUUCACAGCCUAUAAUUAAUACUAAGGCAUUUCCAUUGGGUUUAGAUGUAUUGUGGAGCAGCUGUUAUCCAAAAGCCAAAAUAAAUAUCAGCUGGUUCUGUAAUUAUGCAUGGUUUGGUCAGAUUUGGAAGGUAAGGGUUUGUUCAUUUAUUUAUUUUUCUCCCCUUUAUUUGCUUGUUUCAUGGAAAUUGACAACCUACCUCAGUCUAAAGGCAAACUUGACCACAACUUGAAAGGCUAGACAACAUGACUUGAUUUAUUAUUAUUAUUUUUUAAAUACUCAGUAACACUGGAAAGAAAAAUCAUUCAUACUUCAUUCUGUGCCCCUAGAAUUCUCACUAAAACAGCCCUGGACUUUUCUCAUAAGCGAUGGAUUUCCAAUAUUGCUCACAGACAUGUGUGCUGCGCCUUGUCAUCUAGCUGAAAUAAAGUAUGCUGUCUCAUCAUCAGUCAACACUUGGAACUGAGAACUUUUGAAUUUGAUGUUCCAGCGGGUAAAUAUUGUACAGUAGGAGCUAAUGAGUAUGUAUCUGAACUUAAACAAAUGAUUGCAAGUCUCGGAGUCUCACAUUUUGGCUUUGCUAACUAAGACUGUGAAGUAUAUGCAGCUGCUCUAAUGAGAACUUAACCUUGUGGAAGGCAGGUGGAGGAGUUGGAGCUGAAAAGAAGCCCAGACAAUGCCAAGAAAUCAAACGGCCAUUUAAAUCACUUGUAAACGUAAAUUCAGUGACUGCAAAAACUAAGAUAGGGGGAUAAAAAGCAUUUAACCUAAUUGUGCAAUUGUUUUUUUCCUAAAGCCAAUCAUAAGUUUUCCCCUUAAUUGGGCCUUUUGGUUUGAAAUUGAUAGGAGACUUUGUUUCCACUGUGAGUCCUGUGAAUCAGACAUUGCUAUUGGAUGUCAUUUAUUUUUGUUGUGAGAUGGGUAUUUUGGCUUAAUCACCUGAUAUAGAAUCGGUGUAACAUGCAACUUUUUUUUUAGCAUUUGAAAAUCUGUAUUUAUUGUUUUAUCAUUUGUCUGAACAGCAUUCUGUAUUAUUUGUACAUAUUGAGGCAUUUGAGAAGAGUACAGUGCUAUUGAAAGUGCUAGUUUUUGGAAGCAAAGAAAUGCAGUUAGGGGGCUUGUUCUGAUUUACCAGGUUGGUAAGAUGGCAUAUUUUGCCGCAUCCAGAAGUCUGUAAUCCACUCGCAUGUGAGCUAGUCAUGUGACACUACACAUGGGCAUAUUAUGAGGAACUAGUUUGAUCUGAUUAUAUUCAUAAAAUUCUUGCUCUGGGUUAGGUUUCAAGCUUCAUUUAGAGUUGGUGUGGAACUGGUGUUACUGGAGGAGGAGAUGGAGGCUGACCACUUGAAAGUGGAUUCAAGGUUUUGGUCUAGAGUCUGUCUCAUAUCUUCAAGUCAUUUGAUUAGCAAGCCAUAAAACUCGAGUAGCAGGUACAAUGUUAGCAUGAAAAGGCUCAAAGCUUGCAAAUUCUUUUCAGUGAGUAGGAAGAGAAACCACUGCAUAAUGUACACUGCUCCAAGUGACAGGCAUGCGUUAAUCCAAUCCCCCCCAAAGCAUCUUAAACUAACUUGAAAACAGUGUCAGUACUGUAAUUUAUCUGUGCAAGGGAUGUCUUAACUGAAAACCCCUCACAGUGAAGAAAGCUGAUUUUCAUUUUGAUGUGCGUGUCCACACAUGGUCUUCCACAUAUUGUCCACAAUAUGCCCAGCAUCAGGUUUUAGUAGAGAAGCAAAAGUGCUCACAUUGGCAUAUUCUGUUCUCUGUUUUAGUCCCCAUUUUUUGUUUUUUGUCCUCCAACUGGACCACAUUUUGAGUGAUUUAUUUUUUUGUUGUUGUUUGUAGGACCUUCUGGAAUAAUUUCCAUUCUUUGCUUAUUACAUUCAUUAGAAGAGAAUUGGGUAGAUAAAGGUUCAUUUGUAUGAAGUAAAGUGACAUUGAGCAUCUCAAUGGUGACGAAAUGUGAGUCUCAGUGAUUAUAAAAUCUGGGGUUGGAUCUGAAGUGGUUCUUGGGAUUGGAGGUGAAUUUUGGCAGUGACAUCCCUUCUUAUUACAGUGCUUAAGAUAGCAUGGGCAGUGGCUUGCAAUGUAAUUGUUUUUUUUUUUGUUGUUGUUGUUGUGUCUUUUUACAUGUUAUUAAAAGCCAAUAAAAAAAUAAAUAUUUUAUCAAUUUUCGGAUUGCCUCGAAUUUGCUCCAGUGGUUUUUGGAUAAAAUGUUAAUGGUUUGUUUUUGCCAUCUUCAGCAGAGAUAAUAAAUUGGUAAAAUUGUCAUGUCCUCUACAAUGGGUUUGGCUGUGGAAUUGAAGAUUGGGUGGUCCCUGUUUAAAUGGAAAAAACAUGUAAAAAGUACAAGGACAUCAUACUGUCAUUUAUGUGUGCAAUUAAUUAAACUGAUUUUAAAACAA
Messenger RNA from Clarias gariepinus (North African catfish), 4462 nucleotides. RefSeq names its product protein inhibitor of activated STAT, 4a (gene pias4a). The transcript has 11 exons. The record is from RefSeq and is a predicted model, not a curated record. Gene Ontology annotation, molecular function: transcription coregulator activity; SUMO ligase activity; zinc ion binding. The coding region runs from base 78 to 1598 and encodes 506 amino acids. Gene Ontology annotation, biological process: regulation of transcription by RNA polymerase II; protein sumoylation. NCBI's taxonomy places the organism in Eukaryota, Metazoa, Chordata, Actinopteri, Siluriformes, Clariidae.